Pteropus alecto (black flying fox) is the source of this 3952-nucleotide messenger RNA. It is a transcript of the gene MYO19, whose product is annotated as myosin XIX. Gene Ontology annotation, cellular component: myosin complex; vesicle; cytoplasm. Gene Ontology annotation, molecular function: ATP binding; microfilament motor activity; actin filament binding. Lineage: Eukaryota; Metazoa; Chordata; Mammalia; Chiroptera; Pteropodidae. The transcript has 26 exons. The record is from RefSeq and is a predicted model, not a curated record. Gene Ontology annotation, biological process: actin filament organization; vesicle transport along actin filament.
GCUUUCUCUCCCCGGCUCGCUCGCGCUCCUCCUCUUCUCUCCCCCGGCUCCUCCCGCCGCUUCAUCCGGCCCUCCCGCCUUUCCAGUCGGGCCGGGCGGGGUGUGCACACUCGGCGGCUUUGGCUCUGGGACUGUGGUCACACCCUUUCCAGAACUUCUUGGCUGGUAAGCACGAAGCCGACUGGGAGCUAGAGGUCGGAGUACUAGAGAAAACCGCUCUAAUCUGACUUGCCUCUGCCUGGGAGCUGACGCUGCAAGGAAUAACCAACAUUUGCAAAGCACUCUCAACAGGCUCUGGAAUGACUCAUCUCAGAUUCCUCCAGAACUGAGCCCUUUGCUGGACCCAUGACCUGGCUGACCACAUUGAAGCAAGAUGCUCCAGCAGGUGAAUGGCCACAGUUCAGGUCCCAAUGCCCAUGGUGGAGAACUCAGAGAAGACUUGCAGGAGUUCCUGGGCCAGGACACCCCAUUGCACCUGCUGGAUGACCUCACCAAGGUGAAUCCUGUGACACUAGAGACAGUCCUGAGGUGUUUGCAGGCCCGGUACAUGGCAGACACAUUCUACACCAAUGCUGGCUGCACCCUGGUGGCUCUGAACCCCUUCAAGCCCGUCCCUCAGCUCUACUUGCCAGAGCUGAUGAAAGAGUACCAUGCUGCUCCUCAGCCCCAGAAACUGAAGCCCCACAUCUUCACCGUGGGUGAACAGACCUACAGAAAUGUCAAGAGCCUGAUCGAGCCAGUCAACCAAUCUAUUGUUGUCAGUGGAGAGAGUGGUGCUGGAAAGACAUGGACAUCCCGCUCCCUGAUGAAGUUCUAUGCUGUAGUGGCUGCCUCACCCACAUCCUGGGAGAGCCACAAGAUCGCAGAGAGGAUCGAGCAGCGAAUCUUGAACUCCAACCCUGUCAUGGAAGCUUUCGGGAAUGCGUGCACGCUGAGGAAUAACAACAGCAGUCGCUUUGGGAAGUUCAUCCAGCUCCAGCUGAACAGGGCCCAGCAGAUGACCGGAGCCGCAGUCCAGACCUACCUCCUGGAGAAAACUCGAGUGGCCUGCCAGGCGUCCAGUGAGAGGAACUUCCACAUCUUCUACCAGAUUUGCAAAGGAGCCAGCGUGGAGGAGAGGCUCCAGUGGCACCUCCCCGAGGGGGCCACCUUCUCCUGGCUGCCCAACCCAGAGAGGACCUUGGAAGAGGAUUGUUUCGAGGUGACCAGAGAGGCCAUGCUUCAUUUGGGCAUUGACACUCCCACCCAGAACAACAUCUUUAAGGUCCUAGCUGGACUGCUGCACCUCGGCAACGUCCGGUUUGCUGACUCUUCGGACGAAGCUCAGCCCUGCCAGCUGAUGGAUGAUGCCAAGUGUUCUGUCAGGACAUUGGCCUCACUGCUGUGGCUCCCAGAAGACCCACUGCUGGAAACACUGCAGAUUAGAACCAUCAGGGCAGGCAGGCAGCAGCAGGUGUUCCGGAAGCCCUGCUCCCAAGCUGAGUGUGACACCCGCAGAGACUGUCUGGCCAAACUGGUCUAUGCACGGCUGUUUGACUGGCUGGUAUCCGUGAUCAACAGCAGCAUCUGUGCAGAACCCAACUCCUGGACCACUUUCAUAGGCUUGCUAGAUGUGUAUGGAUUUGAGUCAUUUCCUGACAACAGCCUGGAACAGUUGUGCAUCAACUAUGCCAAUGAGAAGUUACAACAGCACUUCGUGGCUCACUACCUAAGGGCUCAGCAGGAGGAAUACACAGUUGAGGGCCUGGAGUGGUCAUUUGUCAACUACCAAGACAACCAGACCUGUCUGGAUCUCAUCGAGGGAAGCCCCAUCAGCAUCUGCUCCCUGAUAAAUGAGGGUUGUGGUGAGCCCCUCUCACUUUUGUGACUGAUUGCCCAUCCUGUCCUUAACCGGCCAAGCAGUGCAGCCCAGCUCCAGACACGCAUUGAGAGUGCCCUGGCAGGCAGCCCCUGCCUGGGCCACAACAAGCUCAGCCGGGAGCCCAGCUUCAUUGUGGUGCAUUAUGCGGGGCCUGUGCGGUACUACACCGCAGGCCUGGUAGAGAAGAACAAGGACCCCAUACCCCCUGAGCUGACCAGGCUCCUGCAGCAAUCCCAGGACCCCCUGCUCAAGGUGCUGUUUCCUACUGAAGAGAAGUCCCAAGAAGAGCCCUCUAGCCAGAGCAGGACCCCUGUAUUAACUGUGGUGUCCAAGUUCAAGGCCUCCCUGGAGCAGCUUCUGCAGGUCCUGCACGGCACCACGCCCCACUACAUUCGCUGCAUCAAGCCCAAUAGUCAGGGUCAGGCACAGACCUUCCUCCUGGAGGAGGUCCUGAGCCAGCUGGAGGCCUGUGGCCUCGUGGAGACCAUCCACAUCAGUGCCGCAGGCUUCCCCAUCCGCGUCUCUCAUCAGAACUUCGCAGAACGAUAUGGAUUACUGAGAAGGCUCCAUCCUCAUACAUCCCCUGGCCCCUACAGUCCAUUUCCUGAUGAAGGGCACUCAGGAUGGUCUCCACAUGCCAAGGAGGCUAUGCUGCAACCUCUACUCCAGGACAUCCUCCACACUCUGCCAGCUCUAACUCAGGCAGCCACACCUGGUGACCCAGCUGAGGCCAUGCCAGCUUCCGUGCACUGCGGCAAGACCAAGGUGUUCAUGACUGACUCCACGCUGGAGCUUCUGGAACGUGGGCGUGCCCAGGUGCUGGAGCAGUGUGCCCGCUGCAUCCAGGGUGGCUGGAGGCGAUAUCGGCACCGAAAGCAGGAGAGGCAGAGGCAGGCCGCCGUGCUCAUCCAGGCAGCCAUUCGUUCCUGGUUAACUCGGAGACACAUCCAGAGGCUGCACACAGCUGCCACAGUCAUCAAGCGUGCAUGGCAGAAGUGGAGAAUCAGAAUGGCCUUCCUUGCUUCUAAAGAACUGGAUGAUGUGGAAGAAAAACACUUGUUUCAAGCUCCCUGUUCCCUAAGCUCUUUCCCGCUGCCACAGGCACAGACACGGCUACUGGGGGCAAUAAUCCGCCUCUGGCCCCUGGGACUGGUCCUGGCCAAUGCAGCUAUGGGUGUACGUGGCUUUCAGAGAAAACUGGUAGUCUGGGCCUGCCUGCAGCUCCCCACCAGCAGCCCCAGUAGCUACACUAUCCAGACAAUACAAGAACAAGCUGGUGUCGCGUCCAUCCGAGCACUGCCUCAGGGCUCGAUAAAGUUUCACUGCAGAAAGUCUCCACUGCGCUAUGCUGACAUCUGCCCUGAACCUUCGUCCUACAGUGUUACUGGCUUUAAUCAGAUUCUGCUGGAAAGACACAGACUGGGCCACGUAUGAUCUCACCUUCUUCCCUUACGUUGGCUGGACGAUCCGUGCUGCCUUUGUUUCAACAAGGCCUUUUUCUGCCAGCUGCCUUGCCAAAGACAUUUAAUCAACACAGAGCUGCCAAACUACUCCCACAGCGACUCCAAGCACGCGUGAGAGCGACGGCUGCCUGCAAGCCAGAGCUGCAGCAGCAAAUCUACCAGUUGGCCUGGGGCUCCAGUCUCCAACUCAAGCACUGACAGGUGUCAGGGUUAGUAGUUACCAAACCAGGAUUAAGAAACAUCAGGGCCACAAAGAAGUUCACAUUUUAACAACUCCAAUCAAAUAGGUUGUUGUCCAUCACUACAGUGGGGCAACUCCCACCCCAAUUCCCCAGAGAGAAAGCCGGCAGUCAGCUUGAAAUCAGCUUUAAAUUUUUGGCUGGGGGAAACUUUGCAUCUAGUUCCUUGAAAAGGGACCAAAACCUUAGUUAUUUAAUGUUGAUUUAUUUAAUUUCAAGCAAUUAGAUUAUGAACCAAGGUUGAUGAACAAUGCAACAUACGACAGAACCACUGUAUCUUGAUUUCAUUUAGCAACAAUGCACAAGUUUUAAUUCACAUGAGCGUGAAACUUGAUAAAUUAUAUUUAUAUCUUAACUGUACCAAAAAUAAAAACCAUUUGAACGUCAAA